Mercenaria mercenaria is the source of this 13371-nucleotide messenger RNA. RefSeq names its product receptor-type tyrosine-protein phosphatase mu-like. The transcript is spliced from 18 exons. Gene Ontology annotation, molecular function: protein tyrosine phosphatase activity. The record is from RefSeq and is a predicted model, not a curated record. The coding region runs from base 467 to 3169 and encodes 900 amino acids. Gene Ontology annotation, biological process: protein dephosphorylation. Lineage: Eukaryota; Metazoa; Mollusca; Bivalvia; Venerida; Veneridae.
AAAGAUGGAUGGUGAAAGGAUUGAUUAGUGAGAAAAAAGGAACUGAAAGUAGUUUUUGUUUUCAAUUUGAGACUGCAUGUGAAGAACAUGUGAUAAGAAUGACCGUGUUCAAUUUUGAUUCUUUCGGAAUGCAUAAAAGCCGCCUUUGUGUCUGCAAUUCCUAAUUCUCAGAGUAUCCUUGGAGUAUAUUUGGAAAUGGAAUAAAAACGAAAACAUGGAAUUAACAGAUGCUCGUCACUGUUUCCUGGGUGUACUUGAUUGAAAUAUCAGCAACAGAAAUAGAACAGAAAUAAAUAUGAUCAGGAUAAUUGCAUGAAAUUCCUGACAGUCUUGCACAUUGACGUUUCAGUUUCUCUGAGAGUGAUAUGAUUUCAGAAUUACUUGCUGAAAAAGUUUCGAGUUGAAAAUGAAAAAUUAUAUAUUAUGUAAAAUGAACUAGAACAAUGCAUAUGUCUUAGGAAGAUAAAUGUAUAUAAGAGUAUGGACUGGAGGAGGUGUCUCUAUUACUUCAGUUACAGAAUCUGUUUGGGCAGAACCAGUUCUUAUUUACUACUUUUUCAUUGUUGUCGCUGACAUUUUGAUAGAGUUCAGUGCAAUGAUUAACAGUGAGAAAGACAUUCAACAUGGGAUAAUUUCGUUAGAAGUGAUCGGAAGACAAAUGUAUGCCUUUAUAGAUAGGUACGUUGCAGAUUACAUUAACUCGUGCUUAAAAUUUGAAUCUUCUACAGAAAAAGAAGAAAAGGCAAUAGCAGCAAUCAAGAAAGAGCCAAUACAAGUGGACCAGUUUCUACAAAAGUUACGUCAGAAGAAACUUGAUAAAUAUCUCAACUUUGAAGUCAGGGCUAUAGUUCGCAACCAAGAAGAAUACCCUUGUACAAUAGCUAGCCAACCUGAUAAUGCCAGUAGAAACAUAUGCCAGGAGGUUAUAUCAUAUGAUCAUUCCUUAGUUACAUUGAAAAAGAUUCCACCUAAAGAUGACAGUACCUAUAUUAAUGCCAGUUAUAUAGAGGGUUAUAACAACCAAACAGAAUACAUCGCUUCUCAGGGACCUCGAGGAAAGCAGGUUUCAGCUUUCUGGCACAUGGUUUGGCAGGAAAAUGUUCAUGUUAUUGUUAUGGCAACAGGACUGUUUGAAAACGCAGCACAACAAUGUGAUAAAUACUGGGGUGACAUAUUGAGUGUACAGAAAUAUGUACGACAUGGAGAUAUACACAUAUUUCUCAAGGACAAACUAGAGCUUUCUAAACUUGUGAUACGAACAUUCCAAAUUUGUGAAGAUGGUUGUGAUGAGCCACGGACAAUAAAGCAUUUUGAGAUGACGGGAUUCUCUGAUGAUUCCACGGAUCCCGGCUUCUUGUUGGACGUGUGGAGACGGGUAAACAGAACUAUGCUCACAGUUCCGGGACCUAUGCUUGUACAUUGCAGGUGUGGUGGUGGUAGGACUGCAGCAUUUAUUGCUGUAGAUUACUGUUUAAAGCAGUUAGAGAGAGAACAUUUUGUAGAUAUAUACAGUACAGUUCUACAUUUAAGGAAGUUUAGAAAAAAUAUGAUCAAGUCAUUGAGUCAGUACCGACUGAUCUACGACACACUGGCAAUGUACGUACAAGUCUGGAACACUGUCAUACCGUCUGCACGACUUCCUGCUGUUGCUCACAAACUUAUGCUCAAAGAUCCUCAAACUAAUCUACUGGGAUUCGAGAAAGAAUUUCAGUUCCUUCAAGAUAUUGUGCCAAAAAUUCCAAUCGGAGAUUGUGCUAGCGGCCAUAGAGACGAAAACAGAAACAAAAGCAGGGACAUCAUGUUACUGCCACCUGAAAGAGCGCGGCCUUACUUACAGACCAUAGAGACUCAUGAGUCGGGAACAGACUUUAUCAAUGCAGUUUAUGUUGAUGGCUAUCAUUCAGACAAUAGUUUCAUAGCAACACAGUGGCCUAUGCAGAGUACUAUGAAUGACAUUUGGCGACUUCUGUUUGACUUCAAAAUCAAUACUUUCGUAGUGCUUCAUGAAAAUAAAUUAAACAGGAGUACCCAGUGCUUCUGGCCCAAGGUACUGGAUGAGGAGGUGAAAUAUGGACCAAUCGGAGUAAAGUACCUUGGUUGUCAGAAAUAUCCGCACAUUAUCAUCCGGGCAUUUGCUAUUAGAAAGCUUCCAAACACAAGGUAUAACGAGCUUUUAGAAGACUUGGAUAUGGACCAAGUUUCGAAAGCAUCCAGUCUUCCAUUAAUUGACCUGCUGACUCAGAACACUGACUCAGUGGUGGUGAAAAUGUUCCAGUAUACAAGCUGGCAUCAACGGGACAAAAUUCCAACAUCAACCAAGUCUUUCCUGUACAUGAUGGGAUGUGUUGAUGAGUGGCAGAAAAACACAAAUUCACAGAGUCCUAUCUGUGUCAUGUCUAAGGAUGGAUACAGUAAAUGUGGACUGUAUUGUACAUUGAAUAUAUGUUGUGACCAAAUUCAUUGUGAAAAGGAAGUAGACAUCUUAAAUGCAGUCAGAGUGGUGAAGAAGAACAGAACCCAACUUGUAUCCACAUUGGCUGAGUACAUCUAUUGUUACUCUUAUAUGUCAUUGGUUGUUCAUUUGAUGUUGGAGGAAUCUCCAAAAAUAACACUGACUUCUCCUACUGUGAUAGAGGGUGAAAUACAGCAGGGUUAUGAACUCUUGACUGGUUUUGAAAAUAUUCUUUGUCCACAGCCUGCAGAGGAAGUAAACAAAAAUGGAACCAGUCUGAAAAAUCUGAAUCACACAAGUGCUUUCACAGCAGAUUUUCAAAGUGACUCAAAAGGUUCAUCUUGUGAUGGAUUAAAUACUCAUGGAUUAGAUUCACAAACACUUUUAGGAGGUGAAAAAGUUAUUGAGACAGGUCACAGGAAAUCCUCAGGAAUUAUGUCAGAAAAUGUUAAUGGUCAUAUUCACAAAAAUGGCCGAAUGCAGACGCACAAAGAGGAAAAUGUGACAGCUCCAGCUGCUCCGGGUCACAUACAUGUAUGGGAUCCAGAAACUAUUGCUCACUUCAACGAACCUGCUUCUGCAGAGCUCAAAUUGCCAAGACGACAGAGCACCAAGAGACGGCCUUUUUAUCGCCAGAAUGCUCAAGAAAUGAAUGAAAUUCGUGCAGUAGACUAUUCAUCAGUAGAUAUGGACAUAUUAGAGUCCAGUUAUUUGUGAUCUUUGCAUAUUUCAUGUUUUCUUUAUUCUUUUUAUAAAGUCCUUUAUCAAUAACAUUUUUGUGUUCAAAAUGUACAUAGUAUUUUUCAAUUCUCUUUUCUUGUAAAGACAGCAAUAUUGUACACUUCUCUUUUCUGCGAUAUAUAAAGAACAAAAGAAUGAAAGAAAAGUGAAACUAAAGGGGAAAGACUUAUAGAAGAGAUUAAUAUUGCUUCUUCUGCAGUGCUUAAAAUAUGCAAACUUUUAGUUGAAAACUUCCUGUUAAAUCGAUUCUUCAACAUAAACCUGCAAACUACAGAUUUGUAGUUAUAAAAAUAUGCCAUAAUAACAGUAUUUAACAGUUUGUUUUUCCACUUGCUCUAAGAUUCUAGAUAUGUAGAGCACUUUAGCUAUAAGAGUAGAGUAGUAUUGCUUUUUAUAGACAAUUUGGAAAUUUAUAGUUCUAGUUUGAUUUGGAAAAGCUAUACACUGCAACCUUGAAAAGCCAUUAAUACAGACUUGUUGUCAUAUUUUCAUUGUUCCCAUACAGGACUACAGAUUUUUAUUUCUUCCUCGGAAAUCUUCUUUGAUAAAAGUUUCAGGAUGCGUUAAUCCAAUGUUUUUUCUUGCAAUUUUUUGGUUAAAUUUCGAAACUGAUCCCUUCCUUUCAUACGUAUUCAUUGGGAAAUAAUUCUGUGAAUUUCUUAACUGCAUUAAUACGUAAAGUCAAAUCUUGACAUUAAAAAGUAAAAACCCUAUUCAUUUUAUCUUCAAAACUUUGAAAUCUAUGAAUUCUUGUGGUCACCAGUAAAUAGCUAUUUGAGCAAAACCACACAAUUUAUUGGCAGUGGGAUUAAAUGAUUUUGCAGUAUAUAUAUUGCGUAGACAUUAUAUACUGGUAAAUUUAUUUUGAUGAAAUUUCAAACGAUCCUUUGAUAUUUGUUACUGUAUGUUGAAAGUAACUUCUUAGACCUUCAGUCAUACUGAAAAAUCUAUCUUAGAAAACUAUUUACACAGUUUUAUUGGCAAAAUAGCUUUAGAAAAGUCUGACAUGAAAUGUUGAAAUGGAAACAAAAUCACUUUUUUAAGAUUUAUAUAAUGUGCUUUUUAGUGACAACAUGAACGGACGUAAAACGUUUCUCCAUUCUUUAAUUCAGUGACAUCUUCUAGGUUGUUUCACGUACUGGACAGUUCCUUGAAGGGAAGAAAUGUCUUGCCACAAGUUUUCAUGUACAGUCGACUCUUGAUGUAAAAGCCACACAACACUCACUAAAUAUGUUACAUUUAGAAAUAAAAUUUGUCCUCCUAGUCAGGUUGUUUCUGAUCACAGGUAAUCUGUAGAUCACAGGAUCAACACACCGGUUAAAUCUCGACAUCUGGACUGUCCUUCAACACCUGUGUUACAAAAAGGUUGCAGUGUACAUUGUAGUGAUGUGCCAUUAACCAUACCUUUUAAGAUUUGCUUUCUGUAUUGCGCUCAAUUUUUACCAUGACUUGCAUAGUUUUUUUCAUAAUUUUACAAAAACAGUCAGCUCAUAUUUUCAUGAAAACAUGUUUUUAGCCAGUAGUUGUCUCUUUUUCUUGUUUUGCCUUUUGAUUUAUAAAUACUGACCCAAGGUGGGAGAUUUUCAGCACUGUUUGUGACAUAGAUAGGAUCAAGUUUAAUUAAUAAGAUUAUUGCUUUUUGUGUAAAAAAUAAUGAAUAUUUCUUUUACUUCCUGAAGAAAAUUGGCAGACUAUUUGUACUACAGUUCUUAGACCAGUCACAAAACUAGAGCAUCUGAUGGAUUGUCUCUAACAUCUAAUUUAAAAUUGACCAAUGGUGAAGUUGCAAUCUGAGACUGGUUUACAGAAUUGGAUUAAUACUUGUAAAACUUACAAUCAGUCCAGCUAUGUGUAGUAUGAAGUAUAAGGCAUGCGCUUUCUAGGCUGUUGAUAAAAUUUGUUGCCCAUUAUAGUAAAGUAUGAUAUUUGUCCUUUUUAACAUUUUAGAUAUUUUCUUUUGAAUAAGGAACACUAUAUAACAGGAAUUGAUAAUUGGAUAUGUUAAAGAAGUGAAUAAAAGAAAGCAAAUGCUCGAUUUACUUACAAAAUACUUUUGCUGAAUGGUCUUAAAAUAAAACUGAACCUACAACAUGAUACAGUUGAAUCAUGGCUAUAUGUCGUAAUUACCUCCCCUGAGUUUGUAUCGCUGCAAAAAAUGACAGUAGGAAAUAACUAGGCAAACUUAAAUAUCAAUGGAUAGCUUGUAUGCAGACUUGUUUUCAUUUGUUCAAAUUUGACCAGAUUUAAAUUUUCAUGGCAAUAGCAUAUGCAGAGUAUAAAGAUUGACUCGGGCCUGUGAAGGCGGGGAGUCUUAAAUAUGCCAUAAAUUUUAUUUAUAUGGAAGCAAGAAGUACUUUUGAUCAAAAGCUUUGGUAUCCUGAGGAUAAGUUUUAAGAACAAGAAAUAUUCAGAACAAGAAUCUGUUUGAAACUUAAACAUAUGUUCUAAUGUAGGCAUGGUUUUCCCUAUUUAGAAUAUUGAAAAAGCUUGUAGUGUAGCAUUGCAUGCUUCGAUAGAUAUAGCUUUAGCCUUCGAGUUCAAUAUUUGAUCAUGGGCAGCUGACUGUCAUACAUGACAUAAUUUGCUGUAAGCAAAUUGGUUCCAUGUUUAGGAUGGUAAUUAAUGUCUUACUGACUUACUUUAGUGGUUGACUUGUUUUAGUGUUCUGAAGCCUAAGCUGUCAACAAGACCACUUAGUUUGUAAUCUAGUGUUGGAAUUUCAAACUGGUACAUGUAUACAUAGGUGUAACAUAAAAUUUUACUACUUCAUUUUGAUGAACUUUUGAUAUUCUACAUUUCCAGCAGGUUCCAUUUGUACUAGAGUUUUUUUGGUUUUUUUUCUCAACUCAUAACUUCCCUUACAGAAGAAAAAGGCCUGCUGCGUACUCUUGCUGUGUACAUACAGCGUAUAUGAUGCGUACAUGAUGUGUACUGAAAUCAAGGGCUUUAAAUAGUAUGCAGGAUAUACACCGCACAUACACCGAUAGUACGUUUGUAGUACACUUUUGACAUGCAAAUGAGCUCUGCCGCUUACUACUUGCUGCGUACAUGCUGUGGACUACAUAGUACACAGGAUGUAUGCUGGAGGAAUUAGUAUGCGGGAAAUAGUACGCAGCAUGUACGCAGCACAUACACUUUUCACAUGCAAAUGAGCCUGCGGGGUACAUGCUGUGUACUCCUGGCCCGAGUCCUGCGGCAUACAUGCUGUGUACUCCUGCUGCAUACAUGCUGUGUACUCUUGUGGCGAAACUGCUGUGAUAAUAUAAAUUCCUUACCCCACCAACUUUUGUAUGCAAAUGCUGAUCAUUUGGACAGAAAAAAACAGAAAAAAGAUAAGUGACAUGCAUCAAUAAGUAUUUACCCUUACCAAAAUAAUGUAGAUUGAUGUUAUCAAAUAAAUUAGUAUGCUUUUCUUCAUCCACUUUUCAAUGAAAUAAAUCAAUUUUUGUAGCAUGUAAUUUGGUAAACUUUUGAAGAAAAUGGCGUAACUGCAUCAAGGGGAAACAACUUUAAUGCAACUAAAUAUAAGUGUUAUGAUUUAUUAUAGACGAUGUGUGCGUAGUAUGUAUUUAUUUUGAUUAAAAUCCAUCUGAGAACAAUAUUCUAGGACUGGAAUUAUAUAGGCAUUUAUACACUUUUACGUCCGUAAAAAGUAGCGCACCAAAAAAUUUUGGAUUGAUUUUUUCCAAUGGGGCGAGCGCAAUUAGCCAAAAAUGUUCUGAAAAUAUACGAGCGGCAAAUCCGAUGAACAACUUUUUAAUCUGGUGAGGCCUUAAUGAGUUAACAUAAUGAGCAGUAAAGCCUUUAUAAAACAUGAUAGAAUGGUGUUUUGCUUAAGAGUAUUCAAAUAACAGUUUGAGCUAUUAAUUCUUCUCAUUCGGGCGCUGUUGAGGCAUUAUCUUGGUAAUUAUUUCAUGUAUUACAAAAUGUAAUGCAACGAAGUUCAAAUAAGGCUUUUCAAUUAUCCAAGUUAGAAAGCUCCAGGAUUAAUUCAAAAUGAAAAAGAAUAUAUUUUUACACUGCAUGCAAGGUGCAGCUCAGAAAUCACUAAGAUGUAAGCUUCACAAAUGAACAUUGCAAAUAGUAAAUGGCCAAUUUUCAUUGUUCAGAAUACCGGUAAUCUGAACUAUUCUAUGCUAUUAAGAUAAAAGUUACUUGGAAAUCAAGUUCUUGCUUCCAAAAAAAAAAAAAAAUGUACAAAUCCUUCCUGCAUGAAGUGUACUUCAGACUUUUACCUAAAAAAAAUUCAAAGUAUAAACACCAAAAGAAAAUGAAUAAGUCCCUCCCGCGUAUAUGAAGUUUACUUCAGACUUUAACUUAUAAAAAAAAACUAAGUAUAAAUGCCAAAAGAAACUGUACAAGUCUUUCCCGCGUAUAUGAAGUGUACUGCACAAAUUUCAAAGUAUCUGCGGUGUACAUGCAGUGUACUAUUUUCUUGUACAAGUCCCUCCUGCAUACAUGCAGUGUACUCCUUAAAUUUUCAGAGUCUGUGCUGCGUACUUGAAGUGUACUAGUGACCUCCUGCGUACAUGCUGUGUACUCGUCGAAAUAGUACGCGGCAUGUACGCGGCAUGCGGUUAUGUAAAAUGUACUCCUCUGGGGUACUACUGUGUUCGCGGCAUAUACACAGCAAAUACGCAGCAUGUACGCCACAGAGGCUUGCUUCUGUAAGGGUUCAGUUUUUCAACAAAUAUUUAUAAAAGUUAACAAAACAAAACAGUUUUCUUAUCAUGAUUAGGUUAAAAUACAGCCAUGAACAAAGAAAUAUUGUAAUAAAACCAUCUCAAAAGUAUUUGUUAGGUAUUCAGCUUUAAAGUUUGGUUUGUUUUUAGCCAAAGUGAUUCUUGAGUUGAAAGAGGGGUAUGCUUUUUAGCUCACCUGAGCAAUGCUCAGGUGAGUUAUUGUGAUCACUCGAUGUCUGUCGUCUGUCUGUCUGUCAUCUGUCAACAUUUAGCUUGUGUAUGCGAUAGAGGCUGUAUUUUUCAACUGAUCUUCAUGAAAUUUUGUCAGAAUGAUGACCUUGAUGAAAUCUAGGCCGAGUUCGAAAAUGGGUCAUCUGGGGUCAAAAACUAGGUCAAAUUAAAAGAAAAACCUUGUGUAUGUGAUAGAGGCUGUAUUUUCCAAUUGAUCUUCAUGAAUUUUUGUCGGAAUGAUUACCUUGAUGAAAUCUAGCCCAGGUUUGAAAAUUGGUCAUCUGGGGUCAAAAACUAGGUCACAAGGUCAAAUGAAAAAAAAAAACCUUGUGUAUGCGAUAGAGGCAGUAUUUUUCAAUUGAUCUUCAUGAAUUUUGUCAGAAUGGUUACCUUGAUUAGUCUAGGCCAGGUUCCAAAACGGGUCAUCUGGGGUCAAAAACCAGGUCACUAGGUCAAAUCAAAGAAAAACCUUGUGUAUGCAAUAGAGGCUGUAUUUUUCAAUUGAUCUUCAUGAAAUUUUGUCAGAAUGAUUACCUUGAUGAAAUCUAGGCCGAGUUUGAAAAUGGGUCAUCUGGGCUAAAAAACUAGGUCACUAGGUCAAAUCAAAGAAAAACCUUGUGUAUGCAAUAGAGGCUGUAUUUUUCAACUGAUCUUCAUGAAAUUUGGUCAGAAUGAUUACCUUGAUGAAAUCUAGGCCAAGUUUGAAAAUGGGUCAUCUGGGCUCAAAAACCAGGUCACUAGGUCAAAUCAAAGAAAAACCUUGUGUAUGCGAUAGAGGCUGUAUUUUUCAACUGACCUUCAUGAAAUUUGGUCAGAAUGAUUACCUUGAUGAAAUCUAGGCCGAGUUUGAAAAUGGGUCAUCUGGGUUUAAAAACCAGGUCACUAGGUCAUAUCAAAGAAAAACCUUGUGUAUGCAAUAGAGGCUGUAUUUUUCAAUUGAUCUUCAUGAAAUUUUGUCAGAAUGAUUUCCUUGAUGAAAUCUAGGCAGAGUUUGAAAAUGGGUUAUCUGGGGUAAAAAAACUAGUUCACUAGGUCAAAUCAAAGAAAAACCUUGUGUAGGUGAUAGAGGCUGUAUUUUUCAACUGAUCUUCAUGAAAUUAGGUCAGAACGAUUACCUUGAUGAAAUCUAGGCCGAGUUUGAAAAUGGGUCAUCUGGGGUCAAAAACUAGGUCACUAGGUAAAAUCAAAGAAAAAUCUUGUGUAUGCAAUAGAGGCUGUAUUUCUCAACUGAUCUUCUUGAAAUUUUGUCAGAAUGAUUACCUUGAUGAAGUCUAGGCCGAGUUUGAAAAUGGGUCAUCUGGUGUCAAAAACUAGGUCACUAGAACUAAUCAAAGAAAAACCUUGUGUAUGCAAUAGAGGCUGUAUUUUUCAAAUGAGGUUCAUGAAUUUUGGCCAGAAUGAUAGACUUGAUUAAUAUUUAUGCAAAGUUUGAAAAUGGGUCAUCUGGGGUCAAAAACUUGGUCACUAGGUCAAAUCAAAGAAAAACCUUGUGUAUGCGGUAGAGGCUGUAUUUUCCAGCUGAUCUUCAUGAAAUUUUGUCAGAAUGUUUUCCUUGAUGAAAUCUAGGCCGAGUUUGAAAGUGGGUCAUCUGGGGUCAAAAACUAGGGUACUAGGUCAAAUCAAAUAAAAACCAUGUGUAUGUGAUAGAGGCUGUAUUUUUCAAUUGAUCGUCAUGAAUUUUGGUCAGAAUGAUUGCAUUGAUGAAAUCUAGGUCAGGUAUGAAUAUGGGUCAUCUGGGGUCAAAAACUAGGUCACCAGGUCAAAAGAGAAAAACCUUGUGUAUGCAAUAGGGGCUGCAUUUUACACCAGAUCUUCAUGAAAUUUGAUCAGAAUGAAUGAAAUCUAGGUCGAAUUUGAAUAUGGGUCAUCUAGGGUCAAAAAUAGGUCACCGGUCAAAUUAAAGAAAAACCUUGUGUACACAAUAGGGGCUGCAUUUUACACUGGAUAUAUAUAAAAUUUAGUCAGAAUGAUUGCCUUGGUGAAAUCUAGGUCAAGUUAGAAUAUGGGUCAUCUGUGGUUAAAAACUAGGUCACUAGGUCAAAUAAAAGAAAAAACUUGUGUAUCGAUAGAGACUGUAUCAAUUGAUCUUCAUGAAAUUUGGUCAGAAUGAUAGCCUUGAUGAAAUUAAGGUCAAGUUUUAAUACGGGUCAUCUAGGAUCAAAAACUAGGUCGCUUUGACAAAUCAAAGAAAAACGUUUUGUAUGUGAUAGAGGCUGUAUUUUUCAAUUGAGGUUCAUGAAAUUUGGUCAGAAUGAUUGCCUUGAUCAAAUCUAGGUCAAGUUCGAAUGUAGGUUACCUUGGCUUAAAAACUAGGUCACUAGGUCAAAUUGAAGAAAAUACUUGUUUACACUUCAAGAGACCACAGUUUUGGUCCAGUCUUAAUGAAAAUUGGUCAGAAUAUUUGUUUCCAUGAAAUCACUAGGUCAAACAUGUUUACACUGUUAUGGUGUGUUUCUCAGGUGAGCGACCUAGGGCCAUCUUGGCCUUCUUGUUUGAUAUGUUUUGUUGUACUGAAGAGAAAUUGUUUUCAGUUGAAAAUGUAGACUAAGUUGAGACAGCCAGUGUCUCCUUUUAUGGUCACCUGAGGAGAAACUGCUUUAGGUGAGGUAUAGUGAUACUCGUGUGUCCAUCGUUGUCUUGUUAACAUUUUUACUUAAUGACUAGAUGACAAUUUUGGCCCAGUUCUGGAAAUGGGUCUGUUAGUGUCAAAAUUAUCUCAAGUAAAAAAAGUUGGCGGGUUGAAUUGUAGAAAAGUUUUAUUAACACUUCAGAGGCCAUAUUUCUACCCAAUCUUCAUGUAAAAAUCUAGGUUCGAAAUUGGGUUAUCUUAGGUAAGAAGGAAGGUCACUAUGUCAAAAAAAAGUUGUUAGCGGAAUGUUUUUACCAGGUCCUUGUAAAAACUUUGUCAGAAUGGCUGUCUUUCUGAUUGUUAUGUCAAGUUUGAAGAAGUAAGAAGUAGGUCAGGUGAGCUAUAGAGGGCCUCCAUGACCCUCGUGUUUUUCAAGAGAGCAUUUUUACUUAGACAUUCCCAAAGUUGUUAAAGGGGCUUGCCUGCAGAUUUUAAUCUGUUUGAAUUGUUUUUCAAAUUUAUAAUUGCACUUUCAUGUACAGUUAAUGUAACUGGAAUUACACCUACUGAAUGAUCUACCUUUUUCGUAACAAGGUUUAUACUGGGUUUCUCUUUAAAUGAAAGGCAAUACAUGUACUGUAAAUAUUACACAAUCUUAAAAACUAAAGUUUGGUAAUAUGAACUUUUUAGCUCGACUAUUCAAAGAAUAGGUAGAGCUUUUGGACUCUUUCAUGUGUCGGUGUCCGCGUCACGAUUUUGUUUAGUUUUUAGCACACCUGAGCCAAAGGCUCAUGGUGAGCUAUUGUGACUGCUCAAUGUCCGUCAUGCGUCCGUCAACAUUUUCUAAAAGAAUCUUCUUCUUGAAAACCACUGGGCAGAAUUACACCAAACUUCACAGGAAUGAUCAUUGGGUGGCCCCCUUUCAAAAUUGUUCAAAGAAUUGAAUUCCAUGCAGAACUGUGGUUGCCAUGGCAACCGAAAGGAAAAACUUUAAAAAUCUUCUUGUCCAAAACCACAGGGCUUAGGGCUUUGAUAUCUGGUCUGUAGCAUUAUCUAAUGGUCCUCUACCAAAAUUGUUCAAAUUAUCCCCCUAGGGUCAAAUAUGGCCCCACCCCGGGGGUCACAUGGUUUAUAUAGACUUAUAUAGGGAAAACUUAAAGGAAAAAUCUUCUUGUACAAAACCACACGGCCUAGAGCAUUGAUAUUUGGUAUGUAGCAUCAUCUAGUGGUCCUCUACUAAGAUUGUUCAAAUUAUCCCUCUAGGGUCAAAUAUGGCUCCGCCCCGGGGAUCCCAAGUUUAACAUGGACUGAUACAUGAAAAAAAAGUUUAAAAAUCUUCUUGUCUGAAACCACAACACUUAGACCUUUGAUAUUUGGUUUGUAGCAUUGUCUGAUGCAUUGUCUAGUAGUCCUCUACCAAAAUUGUUCAAAUUGUGCCCCUGGGGUUAAAAGAGGCCCCGCCCUGGGGUCACUUAGUUACUAUGUGAGUUAUAUAGGAAAAAAUACUUAAAAAAUCAUUUGAUCCUAUUUCCAAGACUGUUUAUUAAUAGUUACCUGAUGACCCCAAGUAAUAUUAUGUCACUUGACUGUGACCUUGACCUACUGACCUACUUCCUUGUUUUUUAAGAUACAGCCUUGAAAUUUUGAUGACAUACACAGUUUUGCACACCAGUUGUAAAACUGAAUAUCAUUGACCAUGAAUGUGACCUACUGACUUUCUUAAUAUUUUAUUAUCAGUUUGAUCUUUGAAACAUGUAGCUCAUAUUACUCCGGUGAGCAAUCCAGGGUCAUCAUGACCCUCUUGUUACAUGUAAGCUGGUAUUUCAGUAACCACUUGGGAAUGGAUUGAAACUUCAUACGCUUAUUCAAUGUGAUAAACUGACCUACAUUGCACAGGUUCCAUAACUCUAUUUUGCUUUUUUACAAAAUUAUGCCCCUUUUUCGAUUUUUAUAUUCAUUCAAUUGACAAGGCUAUUGAAUAGUCGAGUGUUGCUGUCCUCUGACAGCUCUUGCUCGGUUUUCAAAAUACCUAUACUGGUUUAGAAUUUUUAUCAUCAAACGUUUUGUAAAGUUCAGCAUUUUUAAUUCCAUAAAAGUUUUUAAAAAUUAUUCAGUAACCAUAAAUUUGUGUGGAUUAUUAUAAAACUUUUAGGGUAUAUGUUAGUUAUCUCAAAAACAACAUUUCCAUGUAAAAUGUUUAUAAUUUUGCAUGAUUUUUACAUUUUUGACCAUAUUAAAAAUUGAUUUAAUUAAAAGAUAUCUUAGAAGUUAAAACAGAUCCUGCUAUCACCUACUGAGACCUUUGUAAUGAUGUAUUUAACAAAUAAUCAAGGCCUUCGCGUUGUUUAUCGUCUGAUUUACCACGGUAGUGUUCAGAUGCGUAGGAAUUGAACCAUGAGGGCGUCAGCCCAUGUGGUUAAAUACUGAAGCAUCUGAACGAUGAACUGUGGUAAAUUAGAUGAUAAAUCACAAGAAGGCAUUGAUUGUUUUCAUUCUGACAUGCUCAUUGAUAUACUUUAAUAAAUAUUUUACUGGACUUCAUUUAGGCGAGGAGUAAUGUAUCGGACGUCAUGCCGCAAUCUGACGUCAUAAUGCUCUCUUACCGGUCCGCGCGUCAACUGUUGUUUAUCGCAGAAUAUACAGAACUUCAUUUUCUUCUUUGUUUAACUGGAAAUCAAAUCGAGCCAUGUUAGAAU